Molecule: messenger RNA, 4808 nt
Organism: Sinocyclocheilus anshuiensis
Lineage: Eukaryota; Metazoa; Chordata; Actinopteri; Cypriniformes; Cyprinidae
Gene: polr3a
Product: polymerase (RNA) III (DNA directed) polypeptide A
Exons: 31
Coding region: 165-4292 (1375 amino acids)
Biological process (GO): DNA-templated transcription
Molecular function (GO): DNA binding; DNA-directed RNA polymerase activity
Source: RefSeq, a predicted model, not a curated record
CGUGACGCACAUGAGAGACGCAUGGACGCUCUCUGAAGUCAAAGCGGCGCUGCAUGUGGCAGAAGGAUCAGACCGUCAUUAAACUCUCUAGUUUACGCAUAUAUCACUAUAUUAAUAUUUAUUCAGUUGUAAUCCCAGGCUGACUGCGCGAACGCUUCGCAGUCAUGGUGAAGGAGCAGUUUAGAGAGACGGAUGUGGCCAAAAAGAUAAGUCACAUCUGUUUUGGCAUUAAGUCAGCAGAGCAGAUGAGACAACAGGCUCAUAUUCAGGUGGUCAGCAAGAACCUGUACAGCCAAGACACCAGCCACACACCGCUGCAGUAUGGAGUCCUGGACCACCGCAUGGGAACCAGCGAGAAGGACAGACCGUGUGAGACCUGCGGGAAGAACCUGGCCGACUGUCUCGGUCACUACGGCUAUCUGGACCUGGAGCUGCCCUGCUUUCAUGUCGGAUACUUCAAAGCCAUUAUUGGGAUCCUGCAGAUGAUCUGUAAGACGUGUUCUCACAUCCUUCUCAGCAAAGAGGAAAAGCUUCAGUUUCUGGAUUUCUUGCGUAGACCUGGACUGGCGUACCUGCAGAAGCGCGGCCUCAAGAAGAAGAUCUCCGACAAAUGCAGGAAGAAGACCAAGUGUGUGCAUUGCAACGCAUUUAAUGGCCCUGUGAAGAAAUGUGGCUUGCUGAAGAUCAUUCAUGAGAAGUACAAGACCACAAAGAAGGUCGUCGAUCCCAUGGUGUCAGAUUUCCUCCAGUCGUUUGAUAUCGCCAUUGAGCACAAUAAAGAAGUGGAGUCACUACUGACCAGAGCACAGGAAAACCUCAAUCCUCUGGUCGUGUUGAAUGUUUUCCGGAGGAUUCCAAACGAGGACUUUCCUCUUCUGCUGAUGAAUCCAGAAUCCGGGAAACCCGCUGACCUCAUCCUGACACGCCUGUUAGUGCCGCCCCUCUGCAUCCGGCCCUCCGUCGUCAGCGACCUCAAAUCGGGCACCAAUGAGGAUGAUCUGACCAUGAAGUUAACGGAAAUCAUCUUCCUCAAUGAUGUCAUCAAGAAGCACCGCGUGUCAGGAGCCAAAACGCAGAUGAUCAUGGAGGACUGGGACUUCCUGCAGCUCCAGUGCGCUCUCUACAUCAACAGCGAGCUGUCGGGCAUCCCGCUCAAUAUGGCACCCAAGAAAUGGACCCGUGGCUUCGUGCAAAGACUCAAGGGAAAACAGGGGCGGUUUCGUGGUAACCUGUCUGGAAAGAGAGUGGAUUUCUCCGGCAGAACGGUCAUCUCUCCCGACCCGAACCUGAGGAUCGAUGAGGUCGCUGUACCGGUGCACGUCGCUAAAAUCCUCACCUACCCAGAGAAGGUGAAUAAAGCCAACAUUGAGCUGAUGAGGAAGCUGGUGCGUAACGGUCCUGAUCUUCACCCAGGAGCUAAUUUUAUUCAGCAGAGACACAUGCAGAUGAAGAGGUUUUUGAAGUACGGUAAUCGGGAGAAGAUGGCUCAGGAGCUGAAGUACGGUGACGUGGUUGAGAGACACAUGAUCGAUGGAGACAUCGUUCUCUUCAAUCGGCAGCCGUCUCUGCACAAACUCAGCAUCAUGGCUCAUAUCGCGCGUGUGAAGCCUCAUCGGACGUUUCGUUUUAACGAAUGUGUUUGCACGCCGUACAACGCUGAUUUUGACGGAGACGAGAUGAACCUUCACCUGCCGCAGACGGAGGAGGCCAAAGCUGAAGCGCUCGUGCUCAUGGGGACGAAGGCUAAUCUGGUCACUCCGAGAAACGGUGAGCCGCUGAUCGCAGCCAUUCAAGACUUCCUGACAGGUGCGUACCUGCUCACGCUCAAAGACACGUUCUUCGACCGAACCAAAACCUGUCAGAUCGUCGCCUCCAUCCUGGUGGGAAAAGAUGAGAAAAUCAAGAUCUCCCUCCCGCCUCCUGCUAUUCAGAAGCCGAUCCGGCUGUGGACGGGGAAGCAGAUCUUCAGUCUGAUACUCAAACCCAGUAAAAGCUGUCCGGUGAAGGCCAACCUGCGCACCAAAGGCAAACAGUACUGCGGGAAAGGGGAGGAUCUGUGUCACAAUGAUUCCUUUGUGGUGAUCCAGAACAGUGAGCUGAUGUGUGGCAGUCUGGAUAAAGGAACUCUGGGAUCCGGAUCCAAGAAUAACAUCUUCUACAGGUGUCGAUGUUUUUGUGACUCCUGUGUUGAAGCGAAUCGAGGUUUCUCCAUUGGGAUUGGAGACGUGACGCCUGGACAGGGACUCUUGAAGGCCAAACAGGAACUACUGGACGCUGGCUAUAAGAAAUGUGACGAGUAUAUCGAAGCCCUGAAGACGGGCAGGUUACAGCAGCAGCCGGGCUGCACCGCAGAGGAAACGCUGGAGGCGUUGAUCCUGAAGGAGCUGUCCGUCAUCAGAGAUCACGCUGGCAGUGCGUGUUUGAGAGAACUGGACAAAAGCAACAGUCCACUGAUCAUGGCUCUGUGUGGAUCCAAAGGUUCAUUCAUUAACAUCUCACAGAUGAUCGCGUGCGUCGGGCAGCAGGCCAUCAGCGGCUCUCGUGUUCCCGACGGCUUUGAGAACCGCUCGCUGCCUCACUUCGAAAAGCACUCCAAACUCCCUGCUGCGAAGGGCUUUGUGGCAGACAGCUUUUAUUCUGGUCUGACCCCCAGCGAGUUCUUCUUCCACACUAUGGCUGGUAGGGAAGGUCUGGUCGACACAGCCGUAAAAACAGCAGAGACCGGAUACAUGCAGAGGCGUCUGGUGAAGUCUCUGGAGGACUUGUGCUCUCAGUACGAUCUGACGGUGCGCAGCUCCACCGGUGACAUCAUACAGUUCAUCUACGGCGGAGACGGACUCGACCCCACGGCCAUGGAGGGAAAAGACGAACCGCUGGAGUUCAGAAGAGUCCUCGACAACAUCAGAACGGUGCACAGCUGUCCAGGUGAGCCUGCGCUGAGCAGAAACGAGCUGAUCUUAACCUCCGACUCCAUCAUGAAGAGAAAAGACUUCCUGUGCUGUAAAGACACGUUUCUGGAGGAAAUCAGAAAGUUCAUCAAAACAGUUUCGGAGAAAAUCAAAAAGACACGCGACAAAUACGGCAUCAACGACAACGGAACGACAGAGCCUAAAGUUCUGUACCAGCUGGACAGAAUCACUCCGACCCAGUUGGAGAAGUUUCUGGAAACCUGCAGAGACAAAUAUAUGAGGGCACAGAUGGAGCCGGGCUCUGCCGUCGGGGCGCUGUGUGCUCAGAGCAUCGGGGAGCCGGGGACUCAGAUGACCCUCAAGACGUUUCACUUCGCUGGAGUCGCUUCCAUGAACAUCACUCUGGGAGUCCCGAGAAUCAAAGAGAUCAUCAAUGCAUCCAAAAACAUCAGUACACCCAUCAUAAGUGCCAACCUGGAUACCGAUGAUGACCCAGACUUCGCUCGGCUGGUGAAAGGACGCAUUGAGAAAACUCUACUGGGAGAGAUUUCCGAGUACAUCGAGGAGGUUUUCCUGCCUGAUGAUUGUUUCAUCCUGGUGAAGCUGUCGCUAGAGAGGAUUCGUCUUCUGAGGUUGGAGGUGAACGCAGAGACGGUGCGAUACUCCAUCUGUACGUCAAAGCUGCGGGUGAAGCCGGGCGAUAUCGCGGUUCACGGAGAGGCUGUGGUCUGCGUGUCUCCCAAAGAAAACAGCAAGAGCUCCAUGUACUACGUCCUGCAGUCACUCAAACAGGAGCUUCCUAAGGUGGUGGUCCAGGGCAUCCCUGAAGUGGCGCGUGCUGUCAUUCACAUCGACGAACAGAGCGGCAAACGGAAGUUCAAACUGCUGGUGGAGGGAGAUAAUCUCAGGGCUGUCAUGGCAACUCACGGCGUCAACGGCAACAGAACAACAUCCAACAACACAUACGAGGUCGAGAGGACGUUAGGCAUCGAAGCGGCGAGGUCCACCAUCAUUAACGAGAUCCAGUACACCAUGGUAAACCACGGUAUGAGCAUCGACCGCAGACACGUCAUGCUGCUGGCGGACCUCAUGUCUUAUAAGGGUGAGAUUCUGGGCAUCACCCGCUUCGGUCUGGCCAAGAUGAAGGAGAGCGUUCUCAUGCUGGCGUCCUUUGAGAAGACGGCGGAUCAUCUGUUCGAUGCGGCUUAUUUCGGGCAGAAAGACUCGGUCUGUGGUGUGUCUGAAUGCAUUAUAAUGGGAAUCCCCAUGAACAUCGGCACUGGACUCUUUAAACUCUUACACAGCGCCACGAAGGAGCCCAAUCCCCCGCGCAGGCCUUUGCUCUUCGACAGUCCUGAUUUCCACAUCCCUCUGGCCUUAUAAACUGCCGGCUGUGAUGUGGAGCGUAACGAGCGUUUGCUGCAGAUCUCCAGCUCUUCUGCACCUCUUAGGUUUUUUACAGUUCAAAUCAAUCAUUUUGUGCCUUUAGGGUUUCUCGGCCUUGCCAAAACAGUGUUUCUCAUUUGAAACGGUGGGAAUGAUGUUCUGAUGAAUGAAUCUGCAGCAAGACUGAAAUCACUGAUUAUUGAUAUUAUCUCGAUGAUAAUAGGCCUUUAUGUUGGGAUUCCUGCGAACAUUCGACCCUGUUAUUUUCUCAUUUGAGAUUAUAUUUUUUACUUGUUAAAGGCUAAGUGAUUAAGUUUAACUGAAGCACUUGAAUUUAUAGAUUAGCAAUCAAAUCUAAUUUAUGCAUGUGCGGUUUUCGUUUCGUUUUCUUUGCGCUGCUGCUGUGUUUCGUCAAACAGGCAAGACUGACGUCCAUGUUCAAUGUAAAUAUGUAUCAGGUGUGAAUAAAAUGUACAUUACGAUAACACCAGCAGCACAUUGCUUCACGUUAUU